Cooperia oncophora is the source of this 225-nucleotide messenger RNA. NCBI's taxonomy places the organism in Eukaryota, Metazoa, Nematoda, Chromadorea, Rhabditida, Trichostrongylidae. The record is from the annotation of a GenBank genome assembly.
AUGACCGGUGCUGGUGGUGGCGGAUCUGUAUUCGCUUUUCUUAAACCAGAUACACCGCAAACGUUACUGGAUAUGAUCAGCGGCGAAUUGAUAAAGCUUGGCUACGAGGUAUGGCAACCGCCUUUGGGUGGCCCUGGAGUCAUUGAGCACCAAAGGCGACCGGAUCUAUUUCUGACGCCAACGCCGUCGACAACUUGUUCGACGCCUGCGUCUAAGCAUAAGUAG